CUGAAAACCACCACCAUCAUCCAUCACCUUUUGCAUCAGCUAAAUUAGAAAGAUCAUAUUUUUCUUGAGAAUCCAUAACGUUGUUAAUUGAUCCUAGUCAAAAAGUGAGAGUUUUUUAUAUCUCCGCCGUUUGCACCACCGCCACCGCCAUGUGCACGUUAGAGAAACGAGGCAACAUAUUUUAUCUAACCCUGACCGGCGACGAUGAACACCGGUUAAACCCAACGCUUAUUUCCUCGAUCCGCUCGGCUCUGGCUGAAGCUGGGUCACAGUCCGUUCCUGGCUCAGUUUUAAUCACCACGGCUCAAGGCAAGUUUUUCUCCAACGGUUUUGACCUCAAGUGGGCACAAAAGGCCGGCUCGGAUUCCAUGGCUCGGCUUGAACACAUGGUGGAACUGUUCAAGCCGGUUGUUGCCGAUCUCAUCUCUCUCCCAAUGCCCACUAUCGCCGCCGUGACUGGCCACGCGGCGGCGGCUGGGUUCAUCCUAGCCAUGAGCCACGACUACGUCCUCAUGAGGCGCGAUAGAGGUGUGAUGUACAUGAGCGAGCUGGAUAUAGGCAUGACUUUGCCCGAUUACUUCACGGCUCUGAUUAGGUCCAAGAUCGGCUCAGAUUCAGCUCGGCGCGGCUUAGUGUUGAGGGCCGCAAAGAUUAAGGCGGAGGAGGCGGUGGAGAUGGGGAUAGUGGACUCGGCGCACGAUAACGGAGAAGAGGCGGUGGAGGCUGCGGUGCGCCUGGGCGAACAGUUGUCCAAGAGGAAGUGGGAUGGCGCGGUGUACGGAGAGCUGAGGAAGUCGUUGCAUCCUGAGACAUGUGGCGUUCUGGGAUUGGUUAAUAAGGAGGUACUUCCUUCUCGGCUUUGA
Messenger RNA from Ilex paraguariensis (yerba mate), 863 nucleotides. Lineage: Eukaryota; Viridiplantae; Streptophyta; Magnoliopsida; Aquifoliales; Aquifoliaceae. The record is from the annotation of a GenBank genome assembly.